GAAAAUGAGCAAAAAAAAACUUUGAAUUAUUUGAAGAAUCAAAAUGAUACGCGAGUAUCGAUAAAAUCGAUACUUUUAGAAUAAUUCUUUGUGUACACCGUUUCAUAAAACAGCGUAAUAAACAUGUUCCAAAGAACAAUGUUUUGGCGUCAUGGAACAGUUGUUGUUCGAAGAUUUUUCGCCAGUAAAAAACAUAAAUAUGAUCCAAAAUUUUUACAAAAAUUAAGUGAAAAAAUUGAUAAUGAAAAACCAUUCGUUAAUGUUUGUCUGGAAGAUUUUGUUCAAUUAUUUCAGCAAAAUGAUCAUAAUGAAAUAAAUCGAAUGAAAAUUGAAAAAAUAAUCAACAUUUAUGAUGAAAUGAAAUAUGAUCUACAACCAGUACCAAGUACAUUGACUGUUGACGAUGUUAAAAAUCUACUUCCAUUAACGGCAUUAAGUGAUAUUCGUCGACAGAUACGCAAAUUACAUCGUAAAGAAUUACAACGGCUAUUGAAAAAAGAAUUGAAACAACAAUCGAUAAUAAAAAUCGAACAAAAACAAUCCAUUGAAGAUGUUAAAAUUCCAGAUCGAUCUGGUUUGUUUGAUUCUAAUGGAAAUUUAAUCUAUGGAUUAUGGCAUAAUUCAUUGUUCACAAGAAUCAAUCCUAAAUUUCGACGUUUAUCAUUAGAAAAAUUUCGUCAUGCUCAUUGGUUUGGACAAAAUCUAUUCAUUGAUUUUAGUUAUUCAUCCUAUUUAUCAAGACACUUAUGUGUACAAGUAGCUAAUGAUCUGUCACAUUUAAUUCACUUUAAUCUUAAACAAAUGAAUGAUCCAUUUAAAAUUAUUCUCUGUGGUAUCGAUUAUGAUCAUUAUUUAUGGAAAUCAUUACAACAAUCAUUUCCAGAUAUAAGUGAAUCAGUUGAACAUACUGAACAAAAAUUAAUGUCAUUUGUUUCUGAUCCUCAACAAAUUGUCUGUUUUACAUCAUUCGAAACAAAAACAGCAUUAGAAUAUAAUCCAAAUUGGUCAUAUGUAUUGCCUGCCAUACCAGAACGUUUAAUGAAUCAGGAUUUUCUUACACCAUCAUUGAAAAAAAUGAAAAUUCGCCGUAUGGGUGUACCAAUCGAUCGUUUUGUUAUUUGGCAAUACGGAUCAAAACGUCUUUCAUUACAGCAAAAGAUUCGUAUUCUUCAAGAUAUACGUUCGAAAAAUUUCGAUUGGAAACGUUCGAUUGUUGAACAUGUACAGACAAAAAGAACGGACAAAUCUUGAAAAUUCAAACUGUUCAAAUCAACAGAUGGCAUUAGUGAUUAGCAUCAAGUGUCAUCACAUGCCACAAUCGUGGACUCUUAUUUUUCUCUCGCAACAUUAUACUCUUAAAAAAUUAUACA
This is a messenger RNA of Dermatophagoides pteronyssinus (European house dust mite), 1370 nucleotides long. RefSeq names its product mitochondrial ribonuclease P protein 1 homolog. Gene Ontology annotation, molecular function: tRNA binding. Gene Ontology annotation, biological process: positive regulation of mitochondrial translation; mitochondrial tRNA 5'-end processing. Gene Ontology annotation, cellular component: mitochondrion; nucleus; nucleoplasm. Lineage: Eukaryota; Metazoa; Arthropoda; Arachnida; Sarcoptiformes; Pyroglyphidae. The record is from RefSeq and is a predicted model, not a curated record.